AUGGCUCAGCAGCUCUCACCGGAAACCCUAGCAAAAAUAAAAGCAUACCGCAUUUCUCCAUCCGCGUUCCCAACUGAAAUUUAUGCGAAUUCCAUGCUUCAAUUUCUUGAAAAUUAUCGUGAUCUCAGCGUACCACCAGCAGACCAUAUCAACCAAGACUUGACCAAUGCUAAGAUGAUUGCAACAAGUAAUUCUAUGCUCCAACAACAAGUCCAACUCAGACACCUGGUUUCGCAACAUCAUUUGCGUCUUAAUGGUGGUAUGGUUGAACAACCGGAUAGGAAGAAAAGAAAGAAUGCAGAUGACUUAAUUGGUUCAUCGAGUGCGCCUGUUUCACGACCUUGCAUCUGUGGUGGCAAAUCUGGCCUCCCUAUUAAUACCGGAAAUGUUACUUCCCAAAUUGCUAGGAACUAUGGCCUCCCUAGUAUGGGAUCAACCAAUACUACAAACAAAUGUUUGAAUGACCUGCAUGGUCCAGAUGGUCAACUUCCUGAGAAGUUGAGGAAUGUAACACCUUACUACAUUGAACAAGUCAGUAAUGAGAUUAUGGAUAAAAAUCCCGAUGUCCAUUGGAAUGACAUUGCUGGAUUGACCCAUGCCAAAAAAUGUGUCAAUGAGAUGGCCGUAUUACCUCUGCGACGUCCUGACUUAUUUAUGGGUUGCCGUUCUCCUGGGAGAGGUCUGCUCCUAUUUGGUCCACCAGGAACUGGUAAAACAAUGAUCGGAAAAGCCAUAGCUGGGGAGGCAAAAGCAACCUUCUUUUACAUAUCUGCAAGCUCGUUGACUAGCAAGUGUUUUGGUGAAGGUGAAAAGCUAGUAACAGCCCUAUUUGGAGUGGCCAGUUGUCGUCAGCCAGCAGUUAUAUUUGUUGAUGAAAUAGAUUCACUCGUCUCAGGUAUGCUAAUAAAUGAGUAUGAAGUAACUGGACGUAUAAAGACACAAUUUCUUAUUGAAAUGGAAGGCUUUGCCGGUGGUAACGAGCAAGUCCUGGUUAUUGGUGCAACAAAUCGUCCCCAAGAUCUUGAUGAAGUAGCACAAAGGAGACUUACUAAACGACUAUACAUUCCUCUACCAUCCUCAGACGCAAGAGCUUGGAUUGCACGUAAUCUUUUAGAGAAGGAUGGAUUAUUCAAGCUAUCAAAUGAGGAAAUGGAGAUUAUACGUGACUUAACGGAUGGUUAUUCAGGAUUAGAUAUGACAAACUUAGUGAAGGAUGCUUCUAUGGGUCCACUGAGAGAGGCAAUGGAACAAGGUAUAGAUAUUAUGGAGUUGAAAAAGGAGGAUAUGAGGCCAGUAACUCUUCAGGACUUCAUGAAUUCCAUGCAAGAGAUAAGGCCUUCUGUUUCACCUAAUGAACUUGGCACUUUUGAGCAAUGGAACAAGCAAUUUAGAGGAUGUCCUCUCAUUGUAUGGAGACAAAGCAUCACACAUUCUAUAGUCAUCUUGAUGGGAAUGGUCUUCAUUUUUUGUUGA
This is a messenger RNA of Medicago truncatula (barrel medic), 1473 nucleotides long. Its product is annotated as ATPase family AAA domain-containing protein FIGL1. The coding region runs from base 1 to 1473 and encodes 490 amino acids. Gene Ontology annotation, molecular function: ATP binding; ATP hydrolysis activity. The transcript is spliced from 11 exons. NCBI's taxonomy places the organism in Eukaryota, Viridiplantae, Streptophyta, Magnoliopsida, Fabales, Fabaceae. The record is from RefSeq and is a predicted model, not a curated record.